GUUCUUGGUCUCUCCUCUGGCCUGAGCGCUGAGAGGAGGGUCCCCAACAUGUUGGAUCCAUAAAAAUCCUCAUGGGGUUGGCAGCGAUGGUGGUGGUCUCUGAGGUUCUUGUGAAUGAGGGUCUUUUGACGAACUCUAACAUUUGGUGUGUUGGCCAGGAAGGCCCUCCUCAGGAGGACACAGACGCUGUGCAUCAAAGAUGAAAAGAAGCGAAGAGUCGACAAGUACGCAGAGCCCCGAGGAGCAAACAGGCACCCUUCAUUGUUGGAGAUGUAGAAAAUGCAUUGCAAGUUCUGGUUGCUUCAUGACUCCUCUUGAGACUCAAGUGGUUGAGCAGGACAGACAUGAAUCAGUUGAUGCUCAAAACACCUGUCACCUGUGGCACAUGAAUGUAGACGCCCUUCCGGAGUGGAUCAGCUGCUUGCUGCAGAAGGCCCAGUGGACAGUUGGGAAACUGAAUUGUCCUUUCUGUGGGGCCCGAUUAGGGGGCUUUAAUUUUGUCAGCACUCCAAAAUGUUCCUGUGGCCAGCUUGCAGCUGUACAUCUCUGCAAGAGCCGGACUGAUCACCAAGCAGCACAGGGAGGGAGACUAAUGAGACCAGCGCUGAAACAUUUGCCACAUCCCGGAGUCCCGUCAGGUUGUGAUAAGGAAACUCUGCUGACAGGUGGUGGCUCCAAAACCAGAAACCACUGGCUUUUAAGCAUGGCCCGAAACAGUAACGGCCUCGGAAGACUUACAGAAGCACUCUGCCUGGAGGUGCGAGCGACGUAUUUUGAGAUGAAGAAUGAAAAACUGCUCUUCAAAGCCUCGGACCCAAAAUGCCAGCCUUUUGUUCCUCAGCCUGACACCGGCAGGUGUCCUUCAAGAGCGUCUCACAGAAAGUCACACAGUUUGGACCUGAACAUCAGUGAGAAGCUGAUUUUAUUACCCACUUUAUAUGAAAUACAUCGUAAGCCUACUGCCUAUCCCAGGCUAAAUGAAACGGGGCCCAUUGACCUUUCAGGCUUGGCUUUACCGUGUAGUAACAGUAGCUGCUCCUUUCAAAGCCCACCUAGUUUUGAUCCGAAUAUGCUGCUGCACAGACUUUCAGUGGCUCCCCAUGAGACCCAGGCACAAAGGGGAAGAGAAUGCCAGUGCGGCCUAGAAGCUUCUUCAGUCUACUCGGAUCACGCUAACGCUAACAGCCUGCCAUUCCUGAUGGAUCUGCCCUCAGCAGGGAGGAGCGUGCUGGAGGCCUCGGACCAAGAGGAGCACCUCUCCCAGCUGGACUUCCUGCGCUCUGCCAGCUUCCCCUUGGGCACCAUUAACCACAGGCUGAACAACAGGGAGAGAAGCAAGUUGAGGACUCUGCGAAGGCAGCAGAGGCGCGAACGAUGGCUACAGAAGCAGGGUAAAUACUCAGGAGUGGGCUUGCUGGAUCACAUGACCGUGAGUAAUGAGAUGAGUACAGAUGAGGAAACGGAGUUCCCAGAGGAGAAGGACAGCUACAUGUGUGCAGUGUGCCUGGAUGUGUACUUCAACCCCUACAUGUGCUACCCCUGCCACCACAUCUUCUGCGAGCCCUGCCUACGAACUCUGGCCAAAGACAACCCCGCAAGCACUCCCUGCCCACUGUGCCGGACAAUUAUUUCUAGAGUCUUUCUCCAGACAGAACUGAACAAUGCCACAAAGACAUUCUUUACUAAAGAAUAUUUGAAAAUCAAGCAAAGCUUUCAGAAAUCCAGCUCUGCGAAGUGGCCCUUGCCGAGCUGCAGGAAAGGAUUCCAUCUCUUCGGAGGGAAGCCAGCACAAAGACUCAAGCCGUGCAGGAUCUUGGAUACAGGAAUGAGAUACGAGGCCAUGGAGGGGUGCUGCUUACUGACCUGCUCGCAUGGAUGGCGCGCUCAGCCUGCUUUCUUAUCCCACUCAGGACACUGCCUGGGGUAGCACUACCCCACAGUGAGUGGAUCCAUUUCACAUGAAACGUUAAUCAAGAAAAUGUCCCACAGGGUGUUUACCAGAUAGCUCAUGAAGGCAUUUUCUUAGUCUCUCAACUAAGAAACCAGCACAGGUCAGUGUUAUUUAAAGCCCUCUGAGUGAUUUCUGUGUUCGUGCAGGGCAGUAGGGUUGGCAUAGACUCUAAAAGCAGUAGAAUUGGAAAGUCUUGAAUGGAAAAGGACCUUGAAUGAUCCUUUUUUAAAAAUCUCUGACUUUCAGAUUGUAAUGUGUGAAUUAUUACGAAGAGUGAGAUUCAUCAGAGGGAAUAUGACAUUAUAAAGCGGUCAACAGAGUCUGAUCUUACAUAAAAAUGUUGCUAACUAUAUACUGGUAUAGAAGCCUACUACAGUGGUACUUUAUAGUCUGUGGGAGUUUCCCAUUUGUUUUGGUUAGAAAAUAAGAAUUUAAUUAAAAGUGCAGUCCAAUUUUGAGAAAUUUGCAAUCUCCCAAAUUACAAUUUAGUACAUAUACUGAAAGCACCAUGCUGGGAGAAAAUUUUAUGGUAUUUGAGGACUGCUUAUUACUACCAGCAAUGCUGUGUCUAAGUCAUUAAUUGUACUUUCCCUUUUUUGCAUAAAGUACCAUGUUUUUGUAUUUUUUAAUUUUGAAUUUUUUUUCAUUUUUAUUAAACAUGGUCUUUGACAGUUUCAUACAUGUAUGUAAUACAUGGAAUGUAAUAUAUGGACAUAAUAUGUGUAUGUAAUAACUCUGGUCCCAUUUCCGUUCCAUCUCUUCCAAACCUCUCUUACCCUUUGCAUCCCAUCUGUCUGCCACCACUUUGUGCAUGAUCCACUGACUUAAACCAGGAACAUCCACAUGGGCAUGGGAUGGAACCUUCCACAGGUGCAUAGGGGACUCACCAGGGGCUGAUCACUAAAAGUGAUGAGUCUUCUUCCAGCAUCUAUCCAUACCCAACAGGUCCCCAUGAUCUCACAGCCCAUCACCUUGACAGAAUGUUGGCAGCCCUUGCAUCAAGUCUGCCCAGCAGCCUGCUGCUCUGAGUUCAUGGCUGCAUUCACCAUGUCAUGUGAUACCAUGAAGACAGCAGAAGAGAGGACAGAAAGAUCUAUGAUGAGACAGACAAUAGGGAGGAAGUCCGUGAAGUGCUGUCUGUGCUACAGAGCAUCAGACUGUCAAAAUCCACAGGACAGAACAAAGUGUGUUAAUGAAUGGCCACUAGGGGAUUCACAAAAGAGAAAAAAGUGCCCAAAAUAAGUGACAGGCGUGUCAAGGAAAGUGAGGUCUCGCUUCUCCCUUGGGAAAUGUGAGGCAUGCACACACAUAAAGAUGAUUGCUCCUUUCAGAGCUCUGUGCAGCUAAUGGAGCGGCCACCAUGACUUACCACAGGAUGUUGUAUUACAGAUGUUUCCUUUGAUUCCACAGGGCAACUGACUUAUGGCCUGAAACAAAAGAACACUAAAGCAGAGGUCUACUCUCACAAAUUUCAACAACUACUAUUGUAUGAGCUUAUUAAAUUUUAUAGGGUAGUAUGAAAGCAUUUUAAAGUUCAUAGUGUCAUUUCUCAGUGAAACUUGCAAACAACCAAACACUUUGAAACUUGAAUUCUUUACCUUGCCAUAUAUGUUACAGUUUUUAUCACUCAAGAAUAAAAUGUUAAGUGCAGAAAAUCUUCACAGGGAUGUUGGAAAUGAAACAGUUUUUAUUAGUAAGGGAUUUAUUGUACAUCAUGCUUUAAGUUUUCUAAGGUUGUACUGUAAUAAUGAUUCCAUUAAAAAGUAAUGAAUAUCACUAUUUGGUAAAAAAUGACAUUUUGGUAAUAUAAAAUUGACGGUACUGUUAACUGCUU
Messenger RNA from Mus musculus (house mouse), 3785 nucleotides. It is a transcript of the gene Rnf180, whose product is annotated as ring finger protein 180. Gene Ontology annotation, biological process: protein ubiquitination; protein polyubiquitination. Bases 200 to 1927 code for a protein of 575 amino acids. The record is from RefSeq and is marked validated. The transcript has 8 exons. Gene Ontology annotation, molecular function: ubiquitin protein ligase activity. Lineage: Eukaryota; Metazoa; Chordata; Mammalia; Rodentia; Muridae. Gene Ontology annotation, cellular component: nuclear envelope; endoplasmic reticulum membrane.